Molecule: messenger RNA, 888 nt
Organism: Abrus precatorius (Indian licorice)
Lineage: Eukaryota; Viridiplantae; Streptophyta; Magnoliopsida; Fabales; Fabaceae
Exons: 4
Coding region: 1-888 (295 amino acids)
Molecular function (GO): nucleic acid binding; zinc ion binding
Source: RefSeq, a predicted model, not a curated record
AUGACAGUAGGAGAGUAUGCAGCAAAGUUCCAAGAGCUGAUGAAGUACUGGCCUCACUACCAACAUAGGGAUGGAGAGGAGAACUUGUACUUGCCCACUUUAGUGAGCAAGAGCAGAAUUUUUGAAGCCAACUCAAGGGAUAAGACCGUGGACACUAGGGGAGCCAGUCCAGUGAGGCGUGAUAAAAGACCUCCUAAAAUCUCAAAGAGGCCAUACUCAGGCUCGAGUAAUUCUCAGUUUAGAGGGAGUUACUCACAAGAGAAGAGCAGUGGGAGUGGCUCAAGAUCAGGCUCUUUCAGAAAGCUGAUCAAAUGCUUCAGGUGUGGAGGGCCACACAUAGUGAGAGACUGCGCACAGCCACGAAUAACUUGUAGCAACUGUGGGAAGUCGGGGCACAUUGCCAAUAUGUACAGGGCUGUCAAGAGGAGUGGCAGUAUGAGUACAACUCAGAGCCCUGAAUCUAGAGGAAGCAUAGGGCCGAGUACAGUGCCGAAGCCAAACUAUGUGAAGAGUCUGGGUUUGCAUGUGACUGAUUUACCACGUAAUGUUGUGGUGACUACCCCUAUGAGAAUGGAUUGGCUUGUUGCCAACCAUGUGCUGCUGGAUUGCAAAGAUAAGACACUGAUCUUUGGUGCGUCGAUGUCGAAAUUUCUGAGGUUGUUAAGUCGUGGUGCAUGGGAGAAUGCAAAGAAUGCCAAGGCUUUUAUGAUUAUAUUCUCAAUGAAGGCAAAAGGCAUGGUGGAGUCGGAGUAUAUCCCGAUGGCGAAGGAUUUCUUAGAAGUCUUCCCUGAAGAUAUUUCUGAGUUACCACCUGAGGGGGAGAUAGAGUUUGCUAUUGACCUCAUUCUGGGAGCAAGCCCGAUUUCUAUGGCACCCUAUAGGAUGUAA